Molecule: messenger RNA, 11852 nt
Organism: Syzygium oleosum
Lineage: Eukaryota; Viridiplantae; Streptophyta; Magnoliopsida; Myrtales; Myrtaceae
Product: protein SPIRRIG-like
Exons: 19
Coding region: 628-11388 (3586 amino acids)
Molecular function (GO): protein binding
Source: RefSeq, a predicted model, not a curated record
AAAACGAAGGCGCGGAGAGAAGGCCGUCCGAAAACAGGCGCAAACAAGCAGAAGAAGAAGAGCGAGGAGAAGAAGAGAGAGAAAGUAGAGAGAGAGAGAGAGAGAGCUGGACUUCUCUGCAUUUUGCCUCGUCCAUGGUUUCCUCCUUCCUUCCUUUCUCCUCGUCUUCCAACGGAAGUCGCGUUUCCGUUCAGCUCCCCGCCUCCUGAUUCCUAGGGCUCAGGGAAAACGGAACAUCUCUCGAGAAAAUCGGGAAAGAAAAACCAAAAAAGAAUAAGAAAAUCUCGCCGGAACAUUUCUCGAGAAAAUCGGGGGCGCGGCUGGAAUCGCGGAUCAGCGAGCUCCGGGGCGAGGACGAGGGGGGGGAACCGGAUCUCGCCGCGCCGAUUCCGAUCCCGCUUCCGAUCGGACGCCGGCGUCCGAGCUUCGGCUCCGCGCCGCAUUGGUUUUGACUUUUCCGCCCUUUCUUAAUUUGGGGGAUCGUUCCUCCGGGCCGUCGCCCGAGCUUUCGGGAGAUCGGGGGGGAAUUCGAGCGGUUCGGGGGAGAUCCGGUCGUUUUUCCCGUCCGGCGGAUGAGAAGAGCGGGGAAGGGAGCCGAGUGAUUGGGGAGGAGGCGUUCGAUCGACAAUGAAAUGGGUUACAUUGCUUAAGGACAUCAAGGAGAAGGUCGGGUUAACGCAAUCUCCGACUUCGACCGCCUCGUCUUCCUCCCCGGCGUCCGCCGGCCGCAAUGAUCUCCACGGCGCCCCUCCCGUCCGCUAUGACUAUGCUUCCUCUCCUGCGAGGGACAAACAUGAGCUGGAAUUGGACUUUAAAAGAUUUUGGGAAGAGUUCCGCUCAUCCAGCUCGGAAAAGGAGAAAGAAGCAGCGUUGAAUUUGACUGUAGAUGCUUUUUGUAGAUUAGUGAAGCAGCAUGCUAACAUAGCACAGUUAGUUACCAUGUUAGUUGAAACACACAUCUUCUCAUUUGUUGUGGGAAGAGCAUUUGUCACGGAUAUUGAAAAGUUGAAAAUUAGCAGCAAAACGAGAUCCUUGAAUGUGGUAGACAUUUUAAGGUUCUUUUCAGAAGUUACACAGGAGAGCAUCUCUCCUGGGGCAAACUUGUUAACUGCAGUUGAAGUACUUGUUUCUGGGCCAGUCGACAAGCAAUCACUUCUUGAUUCUGGGAUCCUUUGUUGCCUCAUUCACGUUCUCAAUGCCCUUUUGGGUCCUGAUAGAGCUGAUGAAUGGUCGAAGGUGAUUGUUGGAGAAGCUGAAAAGGAUCAAGAUAAGGACUUAAGGCAAGUCCGGCGGCUUGAGGUAGAGGGAAGUGUCGUGCACAUUAUGAAAGCAUUGGCAAACCAUCCUUCAGCAGCCCAGAGUUUGAUUGAGGAUGACUCAUUACAGUUGCUUUUUCAUAUGGUGGCCAAUGGUUCUCUGAAAGUCUUUUCUCAGUUUAAGGAAGGUCUUCUUCCCCUUCACAGCCUACAGCUUCAUAGACAUGCUAUGCAGAUACUGGGUCUGCUUCUGGUCAAUGAUAAUGGAUCCACUGCCAAAUAUAUUCGAAAGCAUCAUUUGAUAAAAGUUCUCUUGAUGGCUGUGAAGGAUUUCAAUCCCGACUCUGGUGAUUCUGCUUACACGAUGGGCAUUGUGGACUUGUUACUUGAAUGUGUAGAACUGUCAUACAGACCUGAGGCUGGAGGAAUCAGGCUAAGAGAGGAUAUCCACAAUGCUCAUGGUUAUCCCUUCCUUGCUCAGUUUGCAUUGGUUAUGUCUAGCAUGCACAAAGGUCGGAGUACUGAGCCAACCUAUGCAAAGUCAUAUUCUGACAAGGAUUAUACUUCGGACGGUUCCCAUGCACUUUUAGAUAGACAUGACCUUGCCAAUAAAGAGGAUUCUGCACAGGGAAAUCUGUCCCCAGCCCUCUCAAGAUUACUAGAUGUUCUUGUUAAUCUAGCUCAAACUGGACCUACUGAAGCAAUGGUAUCUUCUGGAGGGAAAGGACCCAAAUCUUCUCAUUUGAAAAGUACAGCACACAACAGGAGCCGCACAUCCUCUUUUGACCGAGUUGCUGAUGUGGUGAGAGACAAUAAAGUUAAGGACCUUGACGCAAUCCAGGUACUGCAGGAAAUCUUUCUCAAAGCAGACAAUGGGGAAUUACAGGAGGAAGUACUAAACAGAAUGUUUAAAAUAUUCUCAAGCCAUUUGGAAAACUACAAGUUAUGUCAACAAUUACGCACAGUUCCACUCUUCAUCCAAAACAUGGCCGGUUUUCCUCCGUCUUUUCAGGAGAUAAUUUUGAAAAUUCUUGAGUAUGCAGUAACAGUUGCAAAUUGUGUUCCUGAGCAAGAAUUACUUUCACUGAGCUGCCUAUUGCAGCAGCCAAUAACACCAGAAUUAAAGCAGACGGUUCUUUCCUUCUUUGUGAAACUUUUGUCCUUUGAUCAACAAUACAAGAAAGUCUUGCGAGAAGUAGGUGUGUUGGCGGUUCUGCUAGAUGACCUUAAGCAGCACAAGUAUCUUCUGGGUCCAGACCAACAUAGUGGGAACACCAAGAACCUGGAGAAAAAGUCAAGCUCUAGCAGCUUCCAGAAGCAUUUGGACAGUAAAGAUGUCAUUAUAUCUUCACCAAAGUUGUUGGAAUCUGGUUCUGGGAAGUUUCCUAUUUUUGACAUUGAGGGCACAAUCGCAAUUGCAUGGGACUGUUUGGUAUCUCUGCUAAAGAAAGCUGAAACUAACCAAGCAGCAUUCCGUACUGCGGAUGGUGUGCCCUCCAUUCUUCCUUUUCUGGCAUCUGAUAUUCAUCGUCCGGGGGCCCUCAGGGUGCUGUCAUGUUUGGUCAUUGAAGAUAUCUCGCAGGCUCAUUCUGAAGAGCUGAGCGCGGUUGUUGAUGUCCUCAAGAGUGGAAUGGUUACCAGUGUUUCAGGAAGUCAAUACAGACUGACAGAUGAUGCAAAAUGUGACACUAUGGGGACCGUGUGGCGCAUCCUUGGAGCAAAUGAAUCAGCUCAGAGGGUUUUUGGUGAAGCAACUGGAUUUUCACUUCUUCUAACAGUGCUUCAUGAUUUCAGAAGUGAAGAAGGAAACACAAAUCCUUCUUUAAAAACUUAUAUCAAGGUCUUUACGUAUUUGUUGCGGGUUGUGACAGCAGGAGUGUGUGAUAAUGCAGUCAAUAGAAUCAAACUGCAUACGGUUAUAUCGUCCCAAACUUUCUUUGAUCUUCUAUCAGAAUCAAGCUUGCUGUGUGUUGAGUGUGAGAAGCAAGUAAUACAAUUGUUGCUGGAACUUGCACUAGAAAUUGUGCUGCCACCAUUUUUUACUUCUGAAACUGCAAGAUCAUCUGAGUUGACUGAAAGUGAAUCUGCGAAUUUUCUCUUUGUAACCCCGUCUGGUAUAUUGGACAUCAACGAGAAACGAGUGUACAAUGCUGGUGCAGUCAGAGUUCUCAUUCGUUCGCUGUUGCUCUUUACACCAAAGGUGCAGUUGGAAGUGCUAAACCUUAUUGAAAAGCUUGCUCGUGCUGGCUCCUUUAAUCAAGAAAAUCUAACGUCUGUAGGAUGUGUGGAACUGUUGUUGGAGACUAUUCAUCCGUUCAUAUCGGGCUCAUCUCCUUUACUUUCAUAUGCUUUGAAGAUUGUGGAAGUUCUCGGGGCAUACAGGUUAUCUGCCUCAGAAGUCCGAGCGCUUGUUACAUACAUUCUCCAGACGAGACUGAUGAAUUCUGGUCAUAUUCUUGUUGAUAUGAUGGAAAAGUUAAUUCUUCUGGAAGAUAUGGCCUCAGAGAAUGUUUCACUGGCACCGUUUGUGGAGUUGGAUAUGAAGAAAGUUGGGCAUGCAUCUAUUCAGGUGUCACUAGGAGAAAGAUCAUGGCCUCCUGCUGCUGGCUAUUCAUUUGUUUGUUGGUUUCAGUAUAAAAACUUCUUAAAAUCUCAGGCAAAGGAAACGGAACUUUCAAGAGCUGGUCCUUUUAGAAAGCGAGGCUCAAAUAUGCAGCGGAAUGAAAGGCAAAUCUUCCGGAUAUUUUCUGUUGGUGCUGCUAACAAUGAGAACACCUUUUAUGCUGAGCUUUACAUUCAGGAGGAUGGUGUCCUAACCCUUUCCACAAGCAACUCUAGCUCUUUAUCCUUUUCUGGUUUAGAACUGGAAGAAGGAAGAUGGCAUCAUCUUGCAGUUGUACAUAGCAAACCAAAUGCUCUUGCCGGUCUAUUUCAAGCCAGCAUUGCAUGUGUAUAUCUUAAUGGGAAACUUAGGCAUACAGGGAAACUGGGAUAUUCCCCUUCUCCGGCUGGGAAGUCUUUGCAGGUUACAAUCGGGACUCCUGGUAGUCAUGCAAGGGUUUGUGACUUGACAUGGAAACUGCGUUCCUGUUACCUUUUCGAGGAGGUGCUCACACCUGGUUGUGUCUGUUUUAUGUAUAUCCUUGGUAGAGGUUAUAGAGGGCUAUACCAAGACACAGAACUUUUGCGAUUUGUUCCUAACCAGGCCUGCGGUGGUGGUAGUAUGGCUAUUUUAGACUCAUUAGAUGCUGAGUUGCCUUUGGCUUCAAGUACCCAGAGGCUUGAUGGUGCUGCAAAGCAGGGAGAGUCCAAGGCAGAUCGUAGCGGGAUCGUUUGGGAUUUAGACAGGUUAGGGAAUCUCUCACUCCAGCUAUCUGGGAAGAAGCUAAUAUUCGCAUUCGAUGGAACCUGUACGGAAGCUAUUCGAACUAGUGGGCCUCUGUCGAUGCUCAAUCUUGUCGACCCUAUGUCAGCUGCUGCUUCUCCCAUAGGUGGUAUACCACGAUUCGGGCGGCUGCAUGGAGAUAUCUAUAUCUGCAGGCAGUGUGUGAUUGGUGAUGCUAUACGUCCUGUUGGUGGUAUGACUGUUAUUCUGGCCCUUAUCGAAUCUGCUGAAACCCGGGACAUGCUGCAUAUGGCACUUACUUUAUUAGCUUGUGCACUUCAUCAAAACCCUCAGAAUGUACAAGACAUGCAGAAGUGCAGGGGAUAUCAUUUAUUAGCUCUCUUUCUGCAUCGCAGGAUGUCAUUAUUUGAAAUGCAAUCCCUUGAGAUCUUUUUCGAAAUAGCUGCAUGUGAAGCUUCUUUUUCUGAACCAAAGAAGGUGAAACCUGCUCGAAACAGUUUGUCACCUGCCGCGAUUAUACAGGAAGCAAGUUUUGAGGAUCUAAAUCUGUCGAAGUUCCGCGAUGAAGUUUCUUCCAUUGGGUCACAUGGAGAUAUGGACGAUUUCUCAGCACAAAAAGAUUCAAUUAGCCAUAUCUCAGAGUUAGAAAGUGCCGAUAUGCCCGAAAAUUCAAAUUGCAUUGUCUUGUCCAAUGCAGAUAUGGUUGAACAUGUGCUGUUGGACUGGACAUUGUGGGUUACUGCCCCUGUUUCCAUUCAAAUUGCAUUACUUGGAUUUCUUGAGCAUCUAGUGUCAAUGCAUUGGUAUCGGAAUCAUAACCUCACUAUUUUGCGCCGAAUCAACCUGGUCCAGCAUUUGCUGGUGACUCUGCAACGAGGUGAUGUUGAGGUGCCAGUUUUGGAGAAGUUGGUUGUAUUGCUUGGAGUCAUUCUGGAAGAUGGUUUUCUGUCAUCUGAAUUGGAGCAUGUGGUUAGAUUUGUGAUUAUGACAUUCGAUCCUCCUGAAUUGACCCCACGGCAGCAAAUUGUGCGAGAGUCAAUGGGGAAGCAUGUCAUUGUUAGGAAUAUGCUGCUUGAGAUGCUUAUUGAUUUACAGGUGACUAUAAAAUCAGAAGAAUUGCUGGAACAAUGGCAUAAGACUGUCUCCUCUAAAUUGAUAACAUACUUUCUAGAUGAAGCUGUUCAUCCAACAAGUAUGAGGUGGAUUAUGACUCUUCUUGGUGUGUGUCUCGCUUCUUCUCCCACAUUUGCACUAAAGUUCCGUACAAGUGGAGGCUAUCAAGGUUUGGCACGGGUGCUUCAAAGUUUCUAUGAUUCGCCAGACAUAUAUUAUAUUUUGUUCUGUCUCAUGUUUGGAAAGCCUGUUUAUCCGAGAUUACCAGAAGUUCGUAUGCUGGACUUUCAUGCUCUUAUACCUGGUGAUGGAAGUUUUGUGGAGUUGAAAUUUAUGGAACUCUUGGAAUCUGUUAUUGCUAUGGCCAAGUCAACAUUUGAUAGAUUGAGUAUGCAAUCAAUGCUUGCCCAUCAAACUGGCAACCUCUCAGAGUUUGCUACUGGCCUUGUGGCAGAACUUUUCGAGGGAAAUGCUGAUAUGGCUGGAGAGCUUCAAGGUGAAGCUCUUAUGCACAAGACAUAUGCUGCGCGUUUAAUGGGUGGGGAGGCAUCAGCUCCUGCUGCUGCGACUUCAGUUCUGAGAUUCAUGGUUGACCUUGCAAAAAUGUGUCCUCCAUUUUCUGCUGUUUGUAGACGAGCAGAAUUUCUCGAGAGCUGUGUUGACCUUUACUUUUCUUGUGUUAGGGCUGCAUAUGCAGUGAAGAUGGCGAAAGAGCUCUCAUUUAAGACUGAAGAGAAACACUUAAAUGAUGGUGACGAUACCAGUAGCUCACACAAUACAUUUUCUAGCUUGCCUCAUGAGCAGGAGCAAUCAGCUAAAACCUCCAUAAGUAUCGGAAGCUUCCCUCAAGCCCAAAUAAGUUCAAGUUCUGAGGAAACACCUAUUCCUUGCAAUUAUACAGCCGAUAAUAGUGCUGAAAUCAAGAUCUCCACAUCCCAUCAGGAUUCAAGCAGAUCAAUCCUCAAAGAUGACCAGGCUGUUCAAAGCCUUGAUGGUGAGAUUGUUGAACCGGGGUCACCAACCUCUAGUACAAAUGCCCCAACCUUCCAUGAUGUUAAGACUGCGGAGUCUAAUGCUCAUUCCGUAGAUAUCCAGGAUUCUGCGCCUCCAACUGCAAUUAAUUCUCCCAGUUUAUCUGAGAAAUCUAACUUCAAAAUUGCGUUGACUCCCUCUUCAUCUCCAGUUAUUGCAUUGACAUCAUGGUUGGGAAGUACAAGCCACAACGAGGCCAAGAGUCCUCUUGUUGCUACUCCAUCCAUGGAAUCCUCUCUCUCUGCUAGUGAUUUUGAUAUGUCUUCUGAAUUUAAGUCCAGUUCUCACAGUUCAACCGCUGCCAAUUCCUUCUUUUCAGUUACUUCAAGGAUUCUUUUUGAAAUUGAUGAUGCUGGUUAUGGUGGUGGUCCCUGUUCUGCUGGAGCAACUGCUGUUCUAGAUUUUAUGGCAGAAGUUCUAUCUGAUUUUAUGACUGAGCAGACCAAAGCAGCCCAGAUUGUUGAAACAAUUUUGGAAAAUGUACCUCUUUAUGUUGAUGCUGAAUGUAUGCUAGCAUUUCAAGGUCUGUGCCUAUGUAGACUGAUGAUUUUCCUUGAAAGACGUCUUGUACGUGAUGAUGAGGAAGAUGACAAGAAGCUUGAUAAGAUCCGCUGGUCAUCUAACUUAGACUCAUUAUGCUAUAUAAUUGUGGACCGAGUAUAUAUGGGUGCUUUUCCACAGCCUGCUGCUAUAUGGAAAACUCUAGAAUUCUUGUUAUCGAUGUUACAGUUGGCAAAUAAAGAUGGACGAAUUGAAGAAGCAACUCCUACUGGAAAGGGUCUCCUAUCAAUUGGCAGGGGAAGCAGACAACUUGAGGCUUACAUUCAUUCAAUCCUCAAGAAUACAAAUCGGAUGAUAAUGUACUGUUUCCUACCAUCGUUCUUGGUCAUGAUAGGGGAAGAUGAUCUUCUUUCACGCUUAGGUCUACUUGUUGAGUCUAAAAAGGGAUUAUCUUCGAGUUCGGCCCAGGAAGACUCUGGAAUUAAUAUUUGCACUGUCUUGCAGUUGUUGGUUGCACACAGGCAAAUCAUCUUCUGCCCCAACAAUGUAGAUACAGAUCUAAACUGCUGUCUCUGUGUCAAUCUGAUCUCUCUUCUUCAAGAUCAAAGACGAAAUGUGCAAAAUAUGGCAGUCGAUGUCAUCAAAUAUCUAUUGGUGCAUCGCAGGGCUGCACUAGAAGACAUGCUUGUCUCUAAACAAAAUCAAGGACUGCACCUGGAUUUACUACAUGGUGGUUUUGACAGAUUAUUGACAGGAAGCUUACCGGCAUUCUUUGGGUGGCUUCAGAGUUCAGAGCAGCUUGUCAACAAAGUUCUAGAACAGUGUGCUGCCAUUAUGUGGGUGCAAUAUAUUGCUGGAUCAGCGAAAUUUCCUGGUGUAAGAAUUAAAGGCAUGGAUGGUCGUCGUAAGAAGGAGAUGGGAAGAAGAUAUCGGGAAACAUCGAAGCUGGACUUGAGACACUGGGACCAGAUAAAUGAACGGAGAUAUGCAUUGGAACUGGUUCGUGAUUCUAUGUCUACAGAGCUUAGAGUUGUUCGUCAAGAUAAGUAUGGAUGGGUUCUUCAUGCUGAGAGUGAGUGGGAGGCCCACCUCCAACAACUUGUUCAUGAACGAGGCAUAUUCCCUAUGCAUAAAUCAUCUGAUGAAGGAGAGCCAGAGUGGCAGCUUUGUCCCAUUGAAGGACCAUAUCGGACGCGCAAAAAGCUGGAGCGGUCCCACUUGAAAAUCGAUUGCAUCCAGAAUGUUCUUAAUAAUCAGUGUGAGCUGGCCAAAUCAAAGAAUGAGAAUGGUCCCAGUGCUUCUGAUACUGAUUCAGAACCAUUUUUUAACCAGUUGACUGAGGGUGGAAAUAAGAAUGAUGUUGAUGGGGAGCUAUAUCAUGAAUAUUCCAUUAAAGAGGCAGAUGAUGUGAAGGAUGUGGCCUCCCUAAGGAAUGGAUGGAAUGAUGACAGAGCUAGCAGCUUGAAUGAAGGUAGUCUUCAUUCAGCCCUUGAGUUUGGUGCAAAAUCUAGUGCACUGUCUGCGACAAUUACAGAGAGCAAUCAAGGAAGAUCUGACCUAGGAUCUCCAAGGCAAUCUUUGUCUACGAAAAUUGACGACGCCAAAACUAUGGAGGAUAGGUCAGAGAAGGAAUUGCAUGAUAAUGGAGAAUACUUAAUCAGACCUUACUUGGAGCCGUUUGAAAAAAUACGAUUCAGAUAUAAUUGUGAACGAGUUGUUGGUCUUGAUAAACAUGAUGGAAUAUUUCUGAUAGGUGAACUGUGCUUAUAUGUGAUUGAGAACUUCUAUAUCGAUGACUCUGGGUAUAUCUGUGAAAAAGAAUGCGAAGAUGAACUCUCUGUCAUUGAUCAGGCUUUGGGGGUAAAGAAGGAUGUCACUGGUGGGAUGGACUUCCAAUCCAAGUCCACUUCUUCUUGGGGCACUGCUGUCAAGGCUUUGGUUGGUGGAAGAGCAUGGGCUUAUAAUGGUGGUGCGUGGGGGAAGGAGAAGGUCUGUACAAGCGGUAAUCUGCCUCAUCCCUGGCGAAUGUGGAAACUUCAUAGUGUUCAUGAAAUUUUGAAGCGUGAUUACCAGCUGCGUCCUGUUGCUAUUGAGUUAUUCAGCAUGGAUGGAUGUAAUGAUCUCCUUGUAUUUCACAAAAAGGAAAGGGAAGAGGUGUUCAAAAAUUUGGUAGCCAUGAAUCUGCCAAGAAACAGCAUGUUGGACACAACCAUUUCAGGAUCAGCAAAGCAAGAUAGUAACGAGGGCAGCCGUCUUUUUAAGAUGAUGGCUAAGUCUUUUUCAAAAAGGUGGCAAAAUGGAGAGAUUAGCAAUUUCCAGUAUCUGAUGCAUCUGAACACCCUCGCAGGUCGUGGAUACAGUGACCUCACACAAUAUCCAGUGUUCCCCUGGGUGCUUGCAGAUUAUGAGAGUGAAACUCUAGACUUUUCAAACCCCAAGACAUUUCGUAAGCUUGACAAACCUAUGGGAUGUCAGACACUGGAAGGGGAAGACGAAUUUAGGAAAAGAUAUGAUAGUUGGGAUGAUCCAGAGGUCCCGAAGUUUCAUUAUGGUUCUCAUUAUUCAAGUGCUGGAAUUGUCCUUUUCUACCUUCUUCGUUUGCCACCUUUCAGUGCUGAAAAUCAGAAGCUACAAGGUGGCCAAUUCGAUCAUGCAGAUCGUCUCUUCAAUAGUAUAAAAGACACUUGGCUGAGUGCUGCUGGGAAGGGUAACACAUCAGAUGUGAAGGAACUUAUUCCCGAAUUCUUUUACAUGCCUGAGUUCAUGGAAAAUCGCUUCAAUCUCGACUUGGGACUCAAACAAUCUGGAGAGCAGGUAGGUGAUGUUGUCUUGCCUCCUUGGGCUAAUGGAAGUGCGAGGGAAUUCAUCAGGAAGCACAGAGAAGCGUUAGAAUCUGAUUAUGUUUCAGAAAACCUGCACCACUGGAUAGACCUCAUCUUUGGAUAUAAACAACGGGGCAAGGCCGCUGAAGAAGCUGUUAAUGUAUUCUACCAUUAUACAUAUGAGGGUAGUGUUGAUAUUGAUUCAGUUACAGACCCUGCCAUGAAAGCCUCCAUCUUAGCACAAAUUAAUCACUUUGGCCAGACACCGAAGCAGCUUUUCCUGAAACCCCAUGUAAAAAGAAAAGUUGACAGAAAACUUCCUCCGCAUCCGCUAAAGCAUUCCGCUCAUCUUGUUGCCCGCGAAGUUCGCAAAACAUCACAUGUGAUAACUCAAAUUGUUACCCUCAAUGAGAAAAUUCUGGUAGCUGGAGCCAAUACGUUGCUUAAACCCAAAACUUACACCAAAUAUGUUAUAUGGGGUUUCCCGGACCGUAGCUUGAGAUUUAUGAGUUAUGACCAGGACAGACUUCUCUCUACUCAUGAGAAUCUUCAUGGUGGCAACCAAAUUCAGUGUGUGAGUUCGAGUCAUGAUGGUCAAACUCUAGUCACUGGGGCAGAUGAUGGCUUAAUUUCAGUUUGGAGAAUAAGUAAAGAUGGACCCCGCAUGACACGUCAAUUGCAGUUGGAGAAGGCACUUUCUGCUCACACAAGCAAGGUGACUUGCCUUUAUGUCAGCCAACCAUACAUGCUGAUCGUGAGUGGAUCAGAUGACUGCAGCGUCAUUAUAUGGGACCUCAGCACAUUGGUCUUUGUCAGGCAAUUGCCUGAGUUCCCAACUGCUGUAUCGGCAAUUUAUGUAAAUGACCUCACCGGGGAGAUUGUAACAGCGGCGGGAGUGCUGCUUGCUGUUUGGAGUAUCAAUGGGGAUUGUCUCGCUUCGGUGAACGCAUCACAACUGCCAUCCGACUUUAUUCUGUGUGUAACCAGUUGCACAUUUUCAGAUUGGCUGGACACAAACUGGUACGUGACUGGUCAUCAAAGCGGUGCUGUGAAAGUUUGGCAAAUGAUUCAUUGCUCUGACCUAGAGGCCGAGGAGAGCAAGUCGAAGGGUUAUAGGGCCGGAGGGUUUAAUAUGGGUGAUAGGUCGUCAGAGUACAGAUUGGUGCUGCGCAAAGUUCUCAAGUUUCAUAAGCAUCCAGUAACUGCCCUCCACCUCACCAGUGAUCUGAAGCAGUUGUUAAGUGGGGAUUCCGAUGGGCAUUUGUCGUCAUGGACGAUACCUGAUGAAAUAGUGAGAUCUUCGUUUAAUAGGGGGUAGUGUGCAAAAAUUGGACGAUUCCCGAUCGUUUUUCCUCAAGUGGCAAAUCGAUUCUUUGAUGAUACUCCUAGGGUGAGUGCGAUCCCACGGUGGAGGAGUCUUACGUCCACACGAUCUGCAGAGUGUCGAACAAGGGACUGACCCGCCAUUCAAUUGAAGAGAGCAAAACUGAGCCUUAAGACAGCCUCUCGGCAUGGAUCGGCAAAUGAGCGGACGAUCCUGAGAUGUGGUAAGGUCCUGGAAUCGAUAGUACGCGGUGCAAUUUUUGAGUGAGGCAUGGGAUGUUUGUGAUUUUGCUGGUGAACAUCCGGGGAGUGAUUUAUCCGAUGUAAAUAGAUGAGUUCUUUGACAACGAGCAUUGUGUUGUACAGCAAAGAUAGUGUGCCUGUAACAGUUUAUGACAAUUCAUUCAUAUUGGAAAGAAUUGGUGAGAGUUCUUAAAUUCGUUAACGGUAAUCUUUUCA